Messenger RNA from Theobroma cacao (cacao), 2214 nucleotides. RefSeq names its product RNA-binding CRS1 / YhbY (CRM) domain protein. Gene Ontology annotation, molecular function: RNA binding. NCBI's taxonomy places the organism in Eukaryota, Viridiplantae, Streptophyta, Magnoliopsida, Malvales, Malvaceae. The record is from RefSeq and is a predicted model, not a curated record.
CUUUCUUUUGUUGAUUAGGCUUAAAAAUUAACUGUGCUGCUUCCAUUCUUUGUGUAUCUUUUUCCGUUUGGAAUGCCCCCGAACAGAUUGAUGCAGUUGCGAAUUGGUAGUGGUGGUUUAGAUGUUUGCCUUGUUCUUUGUAAAUUGCAUUUGCUUCUUAUGUUUGUUUUGUUCCAUGUAUGUAAUGCUGAUGAUCUGAUAAGUUUGAAUUUUAGCUUAUUAGCUUAUGCUUCUUGAAUUUAAUUAAAUUUGGUAGUGAUUUGAGAGGGAAAGUGAAGACUUUUCUUUAUUAUCUUCUAUUAAUGGAAAAUCAGCUUAUAUAUUUUACAUUCCCUUCUCUCUUCUAGCUGUGUGGAAUAAUGUGGGAAAGGGGAAUUAUAACAGUGGCUGGGUACGGGUCGGGUCGGAGGUGGCUCCCCCCUGUGAUAUAUCCAAGCCCGGGCGGGGCGGGUCGAGAGAUACAUGAUAUGAUGGGGCUUGGAAAUAUAGUUACAUUACUUUUUUUUGGUUUUUGACAAAGCCCAAGCCACUCGAAAUUGGCGCCGGGUCGUACCAUUUGUUGCUUCUGGGUAAGAUUAAACCCCAUUAAUUUCUGGGAGUUUUAGAGCUAUCCUGGGUUUAUCAAAAAAAAAAUUGAUCUUUGCCCCCCCUCUCUCUUCUCUAUUUCUGAUGCAACUGUAGUAAUGGCAAAAGCCCUAUUUUGUACCCUACGAAGAGCUUCUCCACUUUUGAAUACAAUUCCUCCACAUUCCUUCAACGUCAGCUCAACUUUCCUAAAUGAAGUACCAAUUUUUUGUCCACUAAAAGUCAUUGUUCCACCAAACGCGAGAACCCCUUCAUGGGUUUUGCGGAACUUGAGUCAUGGUACGGUAAGCCUGGUGAUAUCACAAGGAAAACCCAAGUUUGAAACUCAUCAAGUUGACCCUCCAAAGAAGGAGAAGUGGAAGACCAAGAAGAGGCUCAAGUUGCAAAGGAAGAGAGAGAAAGCGAAUAGGAAAGCUGCCAAUAAGAGAGACCCACGUCGGCUUGGUCUCACUGGGAAGAAGAAGAAGUUUGCUAAUGCAGAGGAGAGGAUUAAGUACAAGCUUGAGAAGGCCAAAAUUAAGGAAGCGUUGCUGCUUGAAAGACUUAAGCGCUAUGAAGUUCCCAAAGCUCAGGGGCCUGUGGUGGAGCCACAUCAUCUUACAGGUGAAGAACAGUUCUAUAUGAGAAAAAUGGCGCAGAAAAGGUCCAACUAUGUGCCAGUUGGCAGAAGAGGAAUAUUUGGCGGGGUUAUUCUUAAUAUGCAUAUGCAUUGGAAGAAACAUGAAACUGUUAAGGUAAUUUGCAAGCCCUGUAAGCCCGGCCAAGUACACGAGUAUGCUGAUGAAAUUGCCAGACUGAGUGGUGGAAUCCCAGUUCAGAUAAUUGGUGAUGACACCAUAGUAUUCUAUCGAGGGAAGAAUUAUGUGCAGCCAGAAGUUAUGUCCCCAAUAGAUACAUUGUCCAAGAAAAGAGCUCUUGAAAAAUCAAAGUAUGAGCAAUCACUCGAGUCGGUGAGACACUUCAUCGCUAUCGCAGAGAAGGAAUUGGAGUUGUACUACAGACACAUUGCACUCUAUGGUGAUCCAAAUAAUAGGAAUCCCAUUUCAAUCUUGGAUACUCCAACUAAAGACACCCGUGAAUCAAGGAAACUUAAGAUGCUCGAAAGAGAGAGUCAUGAUUUGACAUGUGAGGGCUUUUCUUCAUGUACUUCAGUUGCAGAAGCUGAUUCCUUAGGUGAAGAACUAUCAGAAACUGAAGAUGACUUAAAAGGUGGGGACUUAUCCAUGAGAGAAUCAGAUUCUGAAGAUAACGGUUCUUAUUUUGCUAAAGCAAGUGAAGGAAGCUCAUCUAGGUAGCAUGUGAGUGAUGGGGAGGAUUUGUCUAUAAUUGACUCAUAUUCUGAAGAUAAAUGUUUCCUAUUCUGAUGAAGAUGGUGAAGAAGAAAGUCCUUUGGGGUCACAAGGAGAUUCCUACCCAUCAUUGAUGUUUGACAGUGGAUGUGAUAUUGUAAAGAAAUCUUAAGAGACCAAGUAAAGGAAUAAAUUCAUAUUGCCCAAAUCUCUGUUCUCCCUUUCUCUUUGGAAAAUGCAGAAAGGUAGGCCUCAUUGAGUGGCAUGAAAUUCGCAUGGGUGAUUGUUAGCAAAAUGUUGUUCAAGACUCAAUAAACCAAAUUGAUUUAUUCUUUAAAUA